CUCCCCCCAUCACCGUCAUUUAACUAAGCAAACCCACCCCACUGUCACUCUCUGUCCUCAAAAUCACACACUCCGAGAGUCUACAAUGGCAGCAGUGAAAGCGUGUUUGCUUCUGUGCGUUCUCUCCGUGCUCUCCAUUUGCGCCGUUGAUGGCGCUGGCCAUUCCCACACUGUGGCGGCUCCGGCGCCGUCUGUGGACUGCAGCAUGUUGAUCAUGAACAUGGCGGACUGUCUGCCGUUUGUGUCGAACGGGAGUGGCCCUUCUAAGCCUGAGAAGACUUGUUGCACCGGGUUUAAGACCGUGUUGAAGGCAGAUCCUGAUUGUAUUUGUCAGGCCUUCAAGAGCAGUGCACAGUUUGGUGUGGUAAUUGAUAUCAAGAGGGCAAUGGCUCUUCCUGCUGCUUGCGGAGUCCAUGACUCCUCUGCUCCUACCUGUGGAAUGUCCCUUUCUCCUGCUAGUGCUCCUGAGACCUCUCCCACAUUGAGUGGACUUGGACCUACAUCUGCGCAAUCAGUGACACCAGCUCCAGCUCCUAAGAGCUCAAGUUCUGCAUUGUCUUCCUCAGUCGCAUCUCUUGUUCUUGGCCUCGUAGCUGCGGCAUUCUCUAGCUUCUGAGUGUUUGAACCAUUUUGAGAGUGGAUCACUAAUUUUAUGUUUAGCUCGGACCUUAUAUUGAGGGUUUUCCUUUUUUGUCUCUUGGAGUGUCACUGAACUUGAGUAGAAAAAACUUGAUUUUGUGGACUACUUUGAAUUUGGUUUUGAGACAUCUACUUUUUGUCAUA
This is a messenger RNA of Tripterygium wilfordii, 783 nucleotides long. RefSeq names its product non-specific lipid transfer protein GPI-anchored 31-like. Gene Ontology annotation, molecular function: lipid binding. Bases 86 to 616 code for a protein of 176 amino acids. The record is from RefSeq and is a predicted model, not a curated record. The transcript has 3 exons. Gene Ontology annotation, biological process: lipid transport. NCBI's taxonomy places the organism in Eukaryota, Viridiplantae, Streptophyta, Magnoliopsida, Celastrales, Celastraceae.